AUGAAGUUCACCGCUUCCGCCAUUGCCCUCGCCCUCCUCCCGGCCACGCUGGCCAGCCCCGUGGAGAAGCGCCAGACCGCUGUCACCAUCGUCGACAACUACAUGUUCAGCAUCACCCUGCCCAGCUUCUCCACGCACCACCGCAACAGGAACCCUUCGUACCUGAUCUGGACCACCGACGGCUGCACCACGUCGCCCGACAACCCAUUCGGCUUCCCCUUCCUCCCCGCCUGCCACCGCCACGACUUUGGCUACCACAACUUCCGUGCCCAGUCGCGCUUCACCUCGAACAACAAGCUCCGCAUUGACAACAAAUUCAGGGAUGACCUCUACUACCAGUGCAACGUCAACGGCCACGGCAGCAUCUGCAGGGGCCUCGCCGAAGUCUACUACGCCGCCGUCCGCGCCUUCGGUGGCGGCGACGCCACCCGGCAGACCCAGGAGGAGCACGACGCCCUCGUCGUCCUUUACGAGGAGGCCGUCCGCGCCUACGAGGCCGCCGUCCAGGAGGCCCAGGCCAAGGGCGAGCUCCCCGUCCUCGAGUGA
Sodiomyces alkalinus F11 is the source of this 546-nucleotide messenger RNA. RefSeq names its product secretory phospholipase A2. The coding region runs from base 1 to 546 and encodes 181 amino acids. Gene Ontology annotation, molecular function: A2-type glycerophospholipase activity. The transcript is spliced from 3 exons. Gene Ontology annotation, biological process: phospholipid metabolic process; arachidonate secretion. NCBI's taxonomy places the organism in Eukaryota, Fungi, Ascomycota, Sordariomycetes, Glomerellales, Plectosphaerellaceae. The record is from RefSeq and is a predicted model, not a curated record.